AUGUCUCAAUCCACCUCUCCCUACCCGACGCAGUCCUCAUUCUACUCGACGCCGCCAAUCAUGAAUUCCUCCUUGAAUCCCGACACACCUCCGCCUCCUCCCCCGAAACCCAGCAGCCACGAAGCCAGUCGCGGCGGCACGCCUCAGAACAUGACCUCCAUGCCAGCACCACAACCACCACAGCCAGUGCGACCUGAUUCCCAGCUACUGCAACAACCCUCCUACACACCCUCCUCUUUCCCAGCACCACCGGCAGUCGAGGAAGGCUGGCUCCCAGACCUGGUGAAGGAGAAGACCACCAUGGACCUUCAUACAAUUCUUAAAGACCCGACCCUCCUCUCCGCCCUCUCAACCCAACACCCCUCACACACAGCCCGACAACAAAGCCUCGAGUCCCUGAUCCAAGUCAACAAGGACCUCGCGACGCGUCUCCUGGCCAUGCAACAGCACAUCGACGAGCUGCGGGGAUCCACGGAAACAAUGCUUCUCCAACACCAGUCCCUCGAGGUAUCCUGGCGCAAGAAGCAAUCGGAGAUGGACGCGGCGCUGGCGCCGUGGUCGCCUAAGGCACUGUACCAGCGCCUGGGCGCGUCGAUCGCGGAACAAGAAGCUGUUUGUCAGGCUGUGGAGGAGAGCUUCCUGGACGAGGAUCACCAUGGCCGCCCUACUGAAAAGGAGAUUGCGGAUUGGGUUCGUCGUGUCCGUGGUGAGGCGUCCAAGUUGGCUGCUAGGAAAGAGGCGAAGGCACGGUGGGAUGAAGGUCGUGUUGGUGGGUGGCGGUGA
Molecule: messenger RNA, 783 nt
Organism: Penicillium argentinense
Lineage: Eukaryota; Fungi; Ascomycota; Eurotiomycetes; Eurotiales; Aspergillaceae
Product: vacuolar protein sorting family 37 protein
Exons: 2
Coding region: 1-783 (260 amino acids)
Biological process (GO): ubiquitin-dependent protein catabolic process via the multivesicular body sorting pathway; protein targeting to vacuole; protein targeting to membrane
Cellular component (GO): ESCRT I complex
Source: RefSeq, a predicted model, not a curated record